This is a messenger RNA of Prorocentrum cordatum, 579 nucleotides long. Lineage: Eukaryota; Dinophyceae; Prorocentrales; Prorocentraceae. The record is from the annotation of a GenBank genome assembly.
AUGUACAGCCAGUCCCUCAUGAAGGAGGAGAACGUAGUGCCAUCUUGGGACAGCAUGGCCAUGCACAAUUGUCUGUCCGUGGCUGGUUCCCAGCAGGUCUUGUCUGCCUCAAAAUUUGCUGCCAGGACGACAAGAAUCAGCAAUGCAGAGGUCGAGCCUGGUGUGAACAGCGCUGCUCUUCGGCACCGAUGGUCUCGCGCCCCGCCCCGCUCGCGCACCGUCUGGCGCAAGGCGUGCGUUCGCUCAGGAGCAGCGCGGCGUCGCCUGCACGUGCUCACCAGGCCGCCUGCCCGCACCUUGGCUGCCCUGAUACGCCAGGGUCGAAACCAAAGACGUGCCGUGUUCACAGCGUCCGUUUUGACACGCUGCGGUUUGGCCCGGCACGUGUUUGUCCACGUUUUGGCGGACGUAUCGCGCCAGACCUACGUUUUCAGUCUACGUGCUGAGCUCCGUGACAACACGCUGCGGGCAGCAGGUCGCCCGCCCGCCUCGAGGCGCAUGGCCAUCCCCCGCCAGGUAGCCGCGGCCGCGCAGCUGCUCGCGCCCGCGCGCGCGGGCAGCGCGCCGAGCGGUCCGCGG